AUGGCACUCAUGGAAAAGGACAGUAUUUCUAUGGCAUACAUCAAGAGCAAGGCUCCCCCUCCUGAGUGGAAGAAAUUUGUGGAGAAGUUAUCACUAAAAUUAAGUGGUGGCAGACAUGUCCAAGGAAUAUUGUGGGGCUCUGAUCCCUUUAUGAAUCUUGUGAUAGUUGAAUGUGUGGAGGUGGAAACUAGUGGGCAACAGAAUACUGGAGUGGUGGUAACACGAGGAAACAGUAUCAUCAUGUUAGAAGCCCUGGAACCAGUAUGAACAAUGGCUGUGUUCAGCAGAGAAAUCAACUGCUUCCACAUGUCCCCUCCACAUUUUACUAUGAUAAAAACUGGCUCGUGUACAUUUUAUUACUGAACAUUUUUAUUAAAUAAACUUUUGUAAUAGGGGAAAAAUACUCAUUAACCUGGAUGUUUAUGGAAUGGGGUGUUCCGGAUGCCUGAAGUGCUGACUGAUAGAGGAGGACUCAAAGCACUCCUUGUGACUGAAAAGCUCCUGAAAAUGUAAUACCUCAAUUAAUAGUAAACAAUUGUUUCCUGUGUGUCGGGUGUUGGGGCCUGGAAGUAUCUCUCUCAAAGAGGAGAAACCUAGGAAUCUGCUGCACAUUCAAGUAACUUGGUAAUUCAACAAAAUCAUUUCAUUCUCCAAUGAAAAGAAAUAGGACUUAGAGAAAAAGCUGAUUCUAGGUUAGGGACAGGAAAUACACAAGACAAGUCUGGACUAUCUUGUAGUACCAGAAACUAAGGAAGUGCUGUUAAAAACAAAACAAAACCCCUCAAAACACCAAUAAUGGGAGUACGUAAAAGGCACACGGGCCAGAAAGAGCUCCCAAUGGCCAAAGCUGGAAGAGUUUGGGCAAGAAAAUGAAGUAGUACUGGAUUAAACCUAAAAUAUAAAAUAAACAGCCCAGAGUCCAUACUGAUAUAAAGAAAUGAGGGAGAAGACAAAUCCAUGCAGAACAAUUUCAAAUAGCUUCUGUAGCUACCCCGCCCUCAUGGAGGGGCUGUAUAACCCGCCACGCCUUAAGCAUGGGCUACGCAUAGUGAAUUCUUUCCGAAGAGUACAGCGUGGUAAGGGGAAGAAAAGAGUCACUUUACACACAGAACCCUGAAGAGCACUGCCUGAGCAGGUGAUCAAGGGCAACAUCAACUGUGACAAGCCAUCCUGACAAGCACCCAGCCCUGACAUAAGAAUGGUACUUUAUCUCUGUGGUCUUCCUCCCAAAAAUAAAUAACUCAUGAGAAAAACGUCAGACAAAUCCCAACUGAGGGACAUUCUACAGAACAUCUGACCCUCAAAACUCUCAAGGUCAUCAAAACAAAGUCUGAGAAACUGUCAGCGCUAACAGGAGCCCAAGGCUACAUGAUGACUAAAUGUAAUGUGAUAUCCUACGUGGGAUUCUGCAACAAGAAAAAGGCAUUAGUUAAAAAUUAAGGAAAUGUAAAUAAAGUAUGGACUUUAGCUGCUCCAUGUAUCAACAUUGGUUCAUUAGCUACAGAGGAAACUGGGUAUAUGGGACUUCUUUGUACUAUACUAUCUUCGUAAUAUUUCAGUAAAUCUAAAAUCAUUCUAUCACACAGUUUAUUUUAAAAAAAGACACUGCCUACCCUCAUGGAACUGAGACUGCAACUGAAUAGAUAAGCACGUUAUGUGAUUCAGCAGAUUCUGCAACCAAAUAUGUGCAAAACCCUGUGGAGCAAGGUGGAGGCUGGGUGGGGAGGGCGGCUCGAAAAGGCUUUACAAAGAGAGGAGGGUGCACGAGGAGAGGUGGGAGAACAGAGAUGUUAAGCUUGGUGAGAGUAGAGGACACGUGCAAGGGAGUGGCCAGAACAAAAUAGUGGAGAGACCAGAAAGGGCAGGAAUGCAGGAGCUACUGGCUAGGUUUCAAGCAGGAUCACCUCGCAGGUAAGCACAAGGCCCGUGGAGACACAUUAUCUGGGAUCAAAUCCCGGCCUGUCACUCACUCCCGCUAGCUCUACGGGUGCCAUUGCCACUUGGUCCCUAAGGUCAACUGUAAAAUGGGGAUAACGUCACUGCCUAUCUCACAGGGACGCUGUGAGGAUUAUGUUAGUUAAUACCUGCAAAGCACCUUAGAACUGGGGCUACACAAUCAAUGUUCAAUAAAUGCUAAGUAUUGUUAUUGUACAAGCAGAAGAAUGAAUGACAAUCCAAUCUCUGUUUUAAAAGAGCUUUGGAGGCUGUUCAAGGUGGGCAGCGUCGGAGGGGUGGGAAGAGAGUGGAGGCUGCUACCAUAGUCCUGACACAUCUGGAGAUAUAGACAUAUACUGACUGAUUGGCUGUGCCGGGUCUUAGUUGCAGCAUGUGGACUUCUUAGCUGCGGCAUGCAUGUGGGAUCUAGUUCCCCGACCAGGGAUCGAACCUGGGUCCCUGCAUUGGGAGCACGGAGUCUUACCCACUGGACCACCAGGGAAGUCCCCUGGAUCUAUAUUUUUGUAAGGUUUUUUACUAAGUCCUCAAUGAGACCUUGACUUCCUCUGAAAUCAUUCUUAUCCAUGUGGAGGAAUACGGCAAGGAUAUGGUAAAAGUGUACACCAUUGCACACUGCUGAUGGCAGUAAAAACUGGUACUACUCCUUUGGUGAGAAACUGCCACUACUCCUCUGGAAAGAAACUGGCAAUACAUUUCAAGGGCCAGGAACUCUUUUUACACUCUGUGAUCUAAUUAUUCCCACUGCUGGAAAUUUAUCUCAAGAAAAUGACCCAGAAAGGGGGAAGGGAGACAGGUGCAUAAAUUCACUAAAAUAUCUUUUAAAGAGAAAAACUGGAAUCAAUCUAAUGUCUAACAAAAGGGAAAAUGUUAGCUGUAUCAUGGUGUGUCAAUUGCUGGAUAUUAUCAGUCACUUAAAAAAUUAUGAAGGACCAGAAAUGCUUAUAAUGUUAAAUAAAAACAAGCAAAGGGGAAACUGUUCAUACACUACAAUUGUCAUUACAUACAAAUGACAUGUGCAUAUGGAGAGAUUAAAAGAAAAUGGACAGAAAGAAAGGUGAUCUAUGAGGAUGGUAAUAUUUGAGCUUUUUCCAUUACUCUUAUGCUACUGUUUACAUAAAAUUUUAAAAUCUAAGAAUCUGAGAUUUUAUUUAGACUAUAGGAAUACUAGGUAAAAUGCCACUGAGUGUAAUUGAAACUGAUGUUAACUUUAAAAAAAAAAAAACCAGAUGAAUGGGGACUUCCCUGGUGGUCCAGUGGUAAAGAAGCUGCCCUCCAAUGCAGGGGAUGUGGGUUCGAUCCCUGGUCAGGAAACUAGGUUCCUAUAUGCCGUGGGGCAGUUAAGUCUGCACACCGCAACUAUUGAGCUCACGCGCCUCAACUAGAGAGCCUGCGUGCCACAAACUACAGAGCCCAUAUGCUCUCGUGCCCACGCGCCACAACUGUAGACCCAUGCAUCCUGGAGCCUGUGCACUACAACUACAGAAGAGAAGACCUACACGCCACAACUAGAGAAGCCUUCGCACCACAAUGAAGAGCCCACACCACAUUGAAAGAUCCCGCAUGCCGCAAAUGAGACUUGGACAAAAAAAUAACAAAGCAAAAACAAACAAACAGAUGAAUGAAUACACUAGGGAAAAUAAAUCCUUUUGUACUAUGGAAUUGCAAGGACGUGGGAAAAUAUUUGUGAUACAGUGUUAUAUGAAAAAGUAGGACAACUGUAAAUAUGAUAAUUAUAUAAAUAGGUUUAUAUAAUAUUAAAAUUGAAAUAAAAACAUCAUGA
Globicephala melas (long-finned pilot whale) is the source of this 3736-nucleotide messenger RNA. NCBI's taxonomy places the organism in Eukaryota, Metazoa, Chordata, Mammalia, Artiodactyla, Delphinidae. The record is from RefSeq and is a predicted model, not a curated record.